UCCUUAUUCCCUUCCACUCUAUAAAAUCUUGUACGCGCACAGUCUCUUAAGCUUCCUCACCAUUCAUCGAUAACACUCUUACACAGUUCAAUGGCUUCAGAAAGCUUCGGAUUCCAAGCUGAAAUCAGCCAGCUCCUCGACCUUAUCAUCAACACAUUUUAUUCAAACAAGGAGAUCUUCCUUCGCGAACUCAUCUCUAACGCCUCCGAUGCCCUCGAUAAAAUUCGUUACCAGUCUUUGACCACUCCCGCUGUCCUGGAGUCCGGCAAUGACCUUUACAUUCGCAUAACCCCUGACAAGGAGAACAAAGUCUUAGUGAUACGCGAUACUGGCGUCGGUUUCACCAAGGCUGACUUUGUUAACAACCUUGGUACCAUUGCCAAGUCUGGCACAAAAGGCUUCAUGGAAGCUUUGAGCUCCGGUGCCGAUAUCUCGAUGAUUGGUCAAUUUGGUGUUGGUUUCUACUCCGCAUAUCUCGUCGCUGAGCGUGUGCAAGUCAUCUCGAAGCACAACGACGACGAGCAAUACAUCUGGGAGUCGGCAGCCGGCGGCACCUUUACCAUCACCCCCGAUACUGUUAACCCUCCUUUAGGUCGUGGAACCGAGAUCCGUCUUUUCCUGAAGGAGGACCAGACUGAGUACCUCGAGGAGAAGAAAAUUAAGGAUGUCGUCAAGAAGCACUCCGAGUUCAUCUCAUAUCCUAUACAGCUGACUGUCGUCAAAGAAGUUGAGAAGGAUGUUGAGGAUGAAGAAGAAGAGGAAAUCAAGGAAGGUGAAGAAAAACCCAAGAUUGAGGAAGUCGAGGACGAUGAAGACAAGCCUAAGGAGAAGAAGACCAAGAAGGUCAAGGAGAAGGAGACAUCGAACGAGGAGUUGAACAAGACCAAGCCCAUUUGGACGCGUAACCCCAGCGAUAUUACCCAAGACGAGUACGCUGCUUUCUAUAAGAGUUUGAGUAAUGACUGGGAGGACCACCUUGCCGUCAAGCACUUCUCUGUCGAGGGUCAACUUGAGUUCAAGGCCAUCCUUUACGUUCCUAAGCGUGCGCCAUUCGACCUUUUCGAGUCCAAGAAGAAGCGCAAUAACAUCAAGCUCUACGUCCGCCGUGUUUUCAUAAUGGACGAUUGUGAAGAUAUCAUUCCUGAGUAUCUCAAUUUCGUCAAGGGUAUUGUUGACUCGGAGGACCUUCCUCUCAACAUUUCUCGCGAAACUCUCCAACAGAACAAGAUUCUCAAAGUCAUCCGCAAGAACAUCGUCAAGAAGUGCCUUGAUCUCUUCUCCGAGAUUGCUGAGGACAAGGACAACUUCCAGAAGUUCUACGAAUCUUUCGGAAAGAAUUUGAAGCUGGGUAUUCACGAGGAUGCACAGAACCGAAGCAAACUCGCCGAGUUCCUCCGCUUCUUCUCGACUAAGUCCCCCGAUGACCAGACUUCCCUUAAGGACUACAUAACCCGUAUGCCCGAGAUCCAGAAGUCUAUAUACUAUCUCACGGGCGAGUCUCUUGCCUCUACUCGCGAUUCACCCUUCUUGGAAGUCCUCAAGAAGAAGGGCUUCGAAGUUCUUCUUCUCGUCGACCCCAUAGAUGAGUAUGCCAUCACUCAACUCAAGGAGUUCGAUGGUAAGAAACUCGUUUGCGUGUCGAAGGAGGGUCUCGAGCUCGAGGAGACCGAGGAGGAGAAGAAGGCUCGGGAGGAAGAGGCUGCUGCUUUCAACGAGCUUUGCACCGUCGUCAAGGAUGCUCUCGGUGACCAGGUUGAAAAAGUUGUUAUCUCCAACCGUAUCACUGAUUCACCGUGUGUAUUGGUUACUGGUCAAUUUGGCUGGUCGUCGAACAUGGAACGUAUCAUGAAAGCCCAGGCACUUCGUGACUCGUCCAUGUCCUCCUAUAUGGCGUCCAAGAAGACCCUUGAGUUGAACUCUCGCAACGUUAUUAUCAGGGAGCUCAAACGCAAGGUUGCUGAGGAUAAGGGCGACAAAUCUGUUCGCGACCUCACCUACCUUCUUUUCGAGACUGCUCUUCUUACCUCCGGUUUCGUCCUUGACGCACCCGUGUCAUUCGCGAAACGCAUCCACAGGAUGAUCUCGCUUGGUCUCGAUGUCGACGAAGAGGAAGAUGCACCUGCGCCUGCUGCCGAUACUGCAUCUGCUGCACCAGAAAACGUGUCGACUUCGGCUAUGGAGGAGAUUGAUUAGAAAACAUGGAUUACUGCUUGCUUGGGGGUCGCAUUGUCUAUCGCAUAGGGUAUUCUUGAUGUAUCAAAAUUGUAUCUUACUAAUACAUAUGAUUUCUUCCCGAA
Messenger RNA from Marasmius oreades (fairy-ring Marasmius), 2297 nucleotides. It is a transcript of the gene SWO1, whose product is annotated as Heat shock protein 90, variant 2. The transcript has 8 exons. Gene Ontology annotation, molecular function: ATP binding; ATP-dependent protein folding chaperone; ATP hydrolysis activity. The record is from RefSeq and is a predicted model, not a curated record. Lineage: Eukaryota; Fungi; Basidiomycota; Agaricomycetes; Agaricales; Marasmiaceae. Gene Ontology annotation, biological process: protein stabilization; cellular response to heat; protein folding. Gene Ontology annotation, cellular component: perinuclear region of cytoplasm; plasma membrane; cytosol. Bases 91 to 2193 code for a protein of 700 amino acids.